ACAGAUGAUGAAAAUGAUGAGUUCACUUUCCAUAUAUCGAGAUACCGCCCUGAAGAACUCCACAAACUAGCUUCGAAAACGAAAUUUACCAGAAAAGAAAUCCAGUUGAUGUACAGGGGAUUCAAACAGGAAUGUCCUACUGGAAUGGUGGAUGAAGAAUCAUUCAAACAUAUAUUUUCCCAGUUCUUUCCUCUAGGAGAUGCAACGAAUUAUGCCCACUAUGUGUUUAAUACAAUGAAGAAGAAACAAACAGGAAAAAUAAGUUUCGAGGAUUUCCUGAACAUUUUGUCGAAAGUAUCCCGUGGUAGUGUCAACGAAAAACUGCAGUGGGUCUUCAAUUUGUAUGACCUCAACGGCGACGGCCUCAUAUCGAAGGCGGAAAUGUUAGACGUAGUAUCAAGUAUCUAUGAAAUGCUGGGAAGGGCGACUCAACCAGCUGUGGAAGAAUCUUCAGCGAAAGAACACGUAGAAAAAAUAUUCAAUAUGAUUGAUACCAAUAAAGAUGGAGUUAUCACAAUAGAUGAAUUAAUGCAGUGGUGUUCCAGAGAUGAGAAUUUUCUAAAAUCCUUAGAAACUUUGGAUACAGUAUUGUGA
This is a messenger RNA of Phaedon cochleariae (mustard beetle), 594 nucleotides long. The record is from the annotation of a GenBank genome assembly. Lineage: Eukaryota; Metazoa; Arthropoda; Insecta; Coleoptera; Chrysomelidae.